Molecule: messenger RNA, 2365 nt
Organism: Manis pentadactyla (Chinese pangolin)
Lineage: Eukaryota; Metazoa; Chordata; Mammalia; Pholidota; Manidae
Product: transcription initiation factor TFIID subunit 4-like
Exons: 2
Coding region: 1-1155 (384 amino acids)
Source: RefSeq, a predicted model, not a curated record
AUGGACCGGAGAAAGCCGCGCCGGCCCAGGACUGCCGGCUGCGGGUCCCGGAGACGCCUUCUCCUGUCCCGGUCCUCCUCCGGGACCCCGCGGGCCGGGCACAGGCGCCGGGCGCGCACGCGUCCGUGGCCGGGGCAGCCGGCGGAGGCUGAGAAAGUUCCUCCGCCUCGACGUCUGCGCCCCGGGGCCCGCUCGCCCCGCAGCCUCCCAGCCCGCCGCAAGGUCGCGGCGCCGGGCCGGCGGCGCGCGGGGCCCCGGGACCGUCCCCGGCGCAGGGGGCGCGCCGGCCGCACCCCUCCCGCCCCCGGGCGCCCGCACUCACCGCGCCUCGCUCGGGAUCCCCAGGUGGCGGCUGCGGAGCGCGGCGCGGCCCGAGCCGGAGCCGGUGGCGGCGGGGCGCGGGAGUCGGAGCAGGGAGAGCGGCGCGGCGGCGGCGGCGCAGAGAAUCCGGCGGGGAGCGAGCGGCGGCGCCUGCACACGCCGCGCAGCCCGAGCAGCCGUCAGCCCCAGGGCGCGAGCGGGGCGGCCGCGGCGGCGGCGGGGGCUUUAUCGCCGCCCGCCCGGCCCCCGCCCCUUCCUGCCGCCCCCGCCCCCGGCCCGCCCCGCCCCGCCUUCCCGCCGCCGCCUUUGUGUGCGGCGGCCCGCUGCGUCCCCGCGCCCGCACCCCGGGACGCCCCGCUCCCGCCCGCGUCUCGCGGACGCGGCCCCCUGAGGGCCCCCGUCGUGGGGCUGCGCCCGGAGACGCGCAGACCGCGAGGUGCAGCGCCAGCCGGGGCCGAGGCGCACGUGGGGCGCCGGGAUCGGGUGUGUUGGGAGGGGGGGACCCAGGGGCUCGCGGCGCGCCCCGGGGACUGGGGCAGUCGUCUUGGCUGUCCCUGGGAGAGGCAGGAGGGGCUCCGGGGCAGUGCCCUCCAGUCCGGGGCUGGGACUAAGGCUGCCAGGGCGGGCUGGGGAGGGGCAGAUCCUCCGGGCGCUGCGCAGGGUGCCCCACAGCCGACUUCUCCCGGCCUCGGGGACAGAGGAGCGGCAGCGGGGCGCCGCAGGCAGAUGGCAGACGAGGGAAUCCGGAAAACUGGAUUCCCGGCUGCGGUGACAGCACAGGGUACCCGCAGAGUCCUGGGAAGCCAGCUCUUCCCAGGCAGUGACUACAACUGAUGGGACUUUGUGCGCAACAGAGAGGCGCAGCCCCCAGAGGCCGGCGACAAAUUACCGUCCCGCUCCCAGCAGAUUUAUCCCAUGUCCGUAUUCGGUCCUCCUGUGUAUCAGCUUAGGUUUGCGGGGGGCCCGGCUUGAGUGACAUAAUUUAUGUUGCCUUCAGACAGUGCAGCACCCUCACCAGCAGGCCCAUGGCCCCACCUGUGAGAAGGAAAUGUGGUAAAUCUAAUUCACAGCCUUGAAUUAAGGUGUUAUCUACUGACCAGAGCAACUGGGAUGAUCUACAGUUGGCAUGCAGGCAGCCAUGCUAGACGGUGUGUGCGUGUGUUCAGCGAGGGAGUCGCUUUCAGAAGUGUAAGGGCUGGGGAAACACAGCCCUCAAAAAGAAAACCUGUGUCAUUAUUUUACCGUCAUGCCUCAUGUUCAUAUUCAGUUACAAGCACUGUCGAAGGAACGAAGGAACGCUUUGAGCAACACUUCUCAUGACUUGUCAAUUCUGAAAUCAGACAGGAUGCAGUGUUAACUAAUAUGCUAAACUAAGCACCACCACGAAUGUACAUUUCUCUCUCCUUGGACAUUGGAUGGGACUGCCAAUGAGUGUCUCCCAAAGGGAAGUGAUUCAAGACAAAGACCCAUUCUGCCAGCGGGAUAUGCCGGGAAUACCAACUAUGCCCGUUACAGAAUGUGCACUGCUGGUAUUGGCCAGCCUUCCUGAUGCCAAGCAAGAGGAUACAGAUCCAACCUCCCAAGCCUUCCAUGACAUCCAAGUGACCAGGCCCUUCAACACCACUCAGUAAGGGGCUACCCCGAAGGUGUUCCCACCUGAGGUGGUACCCGUGAGCAGUGGUUUCUCUAGUGUGACCCUCUUUGAAAUGCAUCUCUCACAGACACGCACUUGGGUCAGCCGGCACUUCCUUCCUGUCUCCACCACAGUCUUGUUUGAGAAAACCAAAUCAUUUAAUGCCCCUACCUGCCUCUUUCUUUGCAACUCCACAUUCAGAGGAGAAUUUCAUUUUGUCUUUCAAUUGUGUGGCUUGCCUUAUCCUUGGAGCUUCAAAUUGUUUAUUCCUUUAAAAAAUGUGACCUGGAGUUUAGCCAGCUCCAGCCAGCCUCUGAGUUUGGCUUUGUAUCCAUAAGCUGCAGUUGGGAGAAACGCACGAAAUACCCAAACAGAAUAAAACAAAUGAUCUAUUUAGUCUCUUUUCCUCUC